GCAGGAAAAAGUGCAGUGGAGUCAUUCCAGAAUUUUCGGGUUGUAAAAGAGAAGGAGAGACAGUCAUGCUUCACAAAGAAAAAGGCACAACGGCCAGACAGCGUAAAGAUUUCAGUUGCUCUUAUGAGACUGAUAGAGGGAGAGCUCAGACCUGUCAGAGGAACAUCUCUACCGCUUGCUGUGAAACCAGAGCUAGAUGCAGAGCAGUUGCACAAAGCUGUUGUACAAAAAAUGAAAGACUUCAACCAAAAUUUGCAAAGCAGAGCCUACUUUCUUCUCUACCCUGAUGGUGCAAAGAUUAUAAAUAUACCAGGAACAGAAAAGCCCUUCACUGUGAAAUGCUAUAAGGAGGCAUUGGGAAAGGCAUACCAGCGCAUUACAGUGUACAUUUGUCCAGUUGAAGAUUUUCUUACCCAUUCUAAGGAACCAAACUCAGAGAAGUCUGAUUCAGACUCAGAGGUGUUCAUUACAAGCAGAAGCGUUGCAGAAUUCAAUUCAGCUGACACAGUGCUAUGGGAACCAACUUUGAAUAGCACCAGUGCUGAUGACAGAGAAUCAUGUAUUGAUUCAGAAGUGGUCUUACUUUCUGACUCAGAAGGGGGCCCAGAAACAUCAAAACGUGCAAUGGAAACUGCAUGCUAUAGCAAAUACACCCAACUAUAUGCACCUACUGUAGUAGAGGAUCUGGACGACUGGAUGUACAGUAUUGAGGACAGUUGCGAUUUUGAAAAGGAUGCAGAGGUGGAAGAGGAAUCUGUGUCAAAUAUCAUUGCAAACCUGGCACUCCAGAUUGACCGCCAUGCCGUGAGCAGAUUUAACAUUUGCCGGUCUGACAUCUGGGAUGGGGCUGUCAGAGGAUUCAAGAGGGGAACAUUCUCUGAGGAAAAGGACCUCCUGGUAAGGUUUUCUGAUGAUGGAGGCAGAUUUGAGGAAGGUGUUGACACAGGUGGACCAAAGAGAGAAUUCCUCUCUCUUCUGAUGAAAAAGCUAAACCAACGACCCAUAUUUGAUGGACCUGCGGAGAGCCGCUACCUUGUCUACAAUGCAACAGCAAUCAGAGAAGAUGAAUACAGUUUGGUAGGGAAGAUGAUUGCUGUGUCGAUUGUACAUGGUGGGCCUGGCCCUAACUUUCUGUCAAGGGAUCUGGUUAGCCACAUUGCAGGGCAGUCCAGUUUCACCUCAUCCAUAAGAGACAUUACAGAUGAAGAAAUAGGGAAAGUGCUACAGCAGAUUGAGAAUGCAUCCUCAUUGGAGCGCUUGCGAGACCUGAUUGCACAGAACAGCAGCAUGUUGCAGACUGCAGGAUGCUUCAAACAUGUUAAAUCAGUGGAGGAAAAACACUUGAUUGUAAAGGAGUACCUCAGGUGGUAUAUAAUCGACAGGAACCACAGAGCAAUUGAAAGAUUCAAGGAUGGCCUUUCCAAGUUGCAGUUUCUAACUGCACUGCAGCAGCAUCCUACGGUGCUGGCCCCCAUUCUCUGCCAUUUGGAUGACAGAUUAUCUGCUGCAGAAAUUGAAAACCUGUUUCAGCCACAACUUAGUCCACAAGGAAGCAACAGGAGGAUCCAGGAGGACAAAGCAAGAAGUUUCUGGGCUGACUAUCUUCUUGAUUGUGUUUCUCCUUCGAAACAAACCUGUAAAAGGUAGACACAAAGUAGGUUAGUCUAGUCUGGUCACUAGACUGUCAAACUGUGUACGUGUUCUACUUCAUGUUAGGAAAAAAAUAUUUAGAUUUAGUUAUGUUUAUAGCAUUGGCCAGAAUUUUGGACCUGUUUUGCUAAUGUCCUUGUUUUUGUCAUGUGGUCUUUGUGACGCAGCUGGGUUUAGAGGACAUAACUUUUCUUUUUUUAAAUCAGUAUUGGAACAUAUUCCGUACUAAACGUCAGGAAAGUAAGGUGGAAGUCUAAUUUAUGAUUUUUUGGCAAUAAUGCCGAAUUCUUUAAUUUGUUGUAUUUUUUUGAGUAUACAUUUUAUGUACAUUUAAGUGGCACUGAAGACAGCUUGUUUUGCUGAAAAUUUAAAAAAUAAAAUUCUUUGACUGCAGGCUCUUCUGUUAAAUCUCUGAAAGCUUUGGUGUGUGUACUUUAAAGGAUUACCGGACAAAUAGUAUAUAUUAAAUAUCAGCCAUGUUCUUCAAGGUGAUGUAUGUCUC
This is a messenger RNA of Cololabis saira (Pacific saury), 2152 nucleotides long. Its product is annotated as G2/M phase-specific E3 ubiquitin-protein ligase-like. Gene Ontology annotation, molecular function: ubiquitin-protein transferase activity. The record is from RefSeq and is a predicted model, not a curated record. Gene Ontology annotation, cellular component: nucleus. Lineage: Eukaryota; Metazoa; Chordata; Actinopteri; Beloniformes; Belonidae. The transcript is spliced from 10 exons. The coding region runs from base 124 to 1647 and encodes 507 amino acids.